UGGCGACCAACAUUGCACCACACAAACAUGCGAUUGCUAAGUUGACGCUAUUCGUAGCUUUUGACGUAUUUUAAGACUGUCAGUAUCAUAAGGAGAGAUACACACUACCCAACAGUCGUAUUCAGUGUAGCCGAGAACACAAUGUAUCAAACAAAAGUCUCACUAGGUCUUCUUAUAGUCCCUACACUCAUUGUUGUGGGUCUUGGAUUUGGAGGAUAUCUGCUGUGGACCAAGAGUCACGUGACAUCAGAUUCAAGUCGAGUCAAGAAGAAAGUGAAAAUUCGGAAGAAAGGCGAAGGAAUCACUCAUGUGAUUACAACAGCUGCACAGUGGGAAAAAGUCUUUCCUCAGCUUGUUAAAGAUACUCAACAAAUUAGGGUGGUGGGUCUGGAUUGUGAGUGGGUGUUUGAAGAGUUCGUCCGUCACCCCGUGGCCCUGCUGCAGAUCUCCACACAACAAGGCCUCUGUCUGCUGGUGCGCCUCUGUCUGCUGGAGCACAGAGUCCUUCACUCACUCAGACACUUCCUCACGGACAAAGAUGUUUUGAAAGUGGGCGUGGCAGUGAAGGAUGAUGGCAAGAAGCUGUAUCGAGAUUACGGCCUUCCAGUUAACGGCUGUGUAGACUUGAGGUUCAUCAUGUCUCAAGUGGCCCAUAUAUACAACUGUAAGACUCGGGGCCUGCAGGGUCUGGCAGAGUCUGUCCUUGGCGUGAUGCUCGAUAAGGACAACAACAUCCGCUGUGGAAACUGGGAAGCAGAGACCCUCAGUGAACAGCAGAUACAGUAUGCAGCGGCCGACGCUGCUGUUGGUGUGGACAUCUUCACGAAGCUGGUCCUCACCAAGAUGCUGACGAGGAACCCAGAUGAGCUAUACCCCCCAGGGAUGGAGAGUGUGGGGGAGGGGGAGUUUUGGCAGGCUGCUUUAGCCAUGUGUCAGGGGUAUAUAGACGUGCCUUUCUGUAGUCAGAGAUCUCACAACAAAGAAGAUGGUGCCAAACAGCCAGUGAAUAAAGUGGUUGACACAGACAGUCGUGGAGCUCGAGCCUACUCCCCCAGACAACGCCCCCUAGAUUUCCGGUGUCAGCUCCAGACGCUGAGCGGCAAGCUGAUACAACGAUGUGACAUAUUUAAGGCAGAGUGGUACCUUGAGAAGAAUCUUGGAAGAAAGAUCAGCGAUGACCCAUACAUCGUCCAAUUAAAGUAUGAGCUAGAAAUGACAAACGAAGAUGAGGUCCAUGAUAAUCUGUACGAAGACAAUGAGGAUACUGUGGCCAUGUGUGUAGUGUGCGGCCGGACGCAUGCCUUCAUCAAGAAAUAUGUCAUCCCCACAGAGUACAAGAGGUAUUUUCACAGAGUACUUAAAUCAGCACGGCGCUCACAGAAUAUUCUGAUCUUGUGUCCUGACUGUUACCAUCUGAGCUCACAACACGACGCAAUCCUCCGACAGCAGCUGGCCCACAAGUGUAAUGCUCCACUUGACUCAGGAGCCGGCUCCAAAACUGUGACAGAUCAUGAACUUCAGAAGGUCAAGGCUGCUGCUAAAGCUCUCAAGUUCAACAGAGAGAAGAUCCCACAAGCAAGGGUUCAAGAAUUAGAAAGUACUGUGAUGGAUUUUUUUGAAGUUACCUCCCUUGAACCAGAAAUAAUCGAACAAGCUCUAGAAAUGGAUGUAAAAGUUGUCAACAGUUCGUAUGUUCCCCAUGGUAAAAGGGUGGUGAUGUACUACCGAGCUGACAACAAACUAUAUGAGUUUGAGAAGAUGUGGAGGCAGCAUUUCCUUGACACCAUGCAGCCCAAACACAUGCCACAAUUUUGGACGGUGGACUUUAGAGACAAACAGCUUCACCAUGUUCACCCUGAGCAAUCCCAGCGUUCAUCAAUCACUGAAACAUCACGCUCACAUAGACAGUCAAACUAAUGUGGAACGUAGUGUUGCAACUUAUUUCAGAGAUCAUCCAUUUUCGAAGCUCAAGUAUUGUCUCUCUCCUCAUUGUGGUCUGUGAUUUUCAGGCAGUGCCUCGUUUCACAAUACCAGUUACUACAAUAGUUGAUCAUCCAGCAUUGGUUAGCAUGUUGCUGUAUGAAUUGGAUAUAUAUGUUUAAACAGCAAGAGUUAGGGACUGGUAAUUUGUUUGGGGUGGGUGGGGGUGCGGUGUGGUUGGGUGGGGUGUGUGUUAACUGGUCUUAGGACCUAUAUCUUAUUUUGCUGCAACAUUCUACCCAUCCCCGCUUUUAUGUCACUUUUUUUCAUGAGAUCAAAAAUGUUCAGAAUUAAUUUAAUUAAUUCACCAUUGACUAUUUCCAUUUUACCAUAUUGACAAUAUAUGGGAUUUUAUUUUUUUGAUUUACAGAGAAUAUUAACAUUAAGAUUAUGAAGUGAUAUC
Molecule: messenger RNA, 2383 nt
Organism: Haliotis rufescens (red abalone)
Lineage: Eukaryota; Metazoa; Mollusca; Gastropoda; Lepetellida; Haliotidae
Product: exonuclease 3'-5' domain-containing protein 2-like
Exons: 11
Coding region: 142-1917 (591 amino acids)
Biological process (GO): nucleobase-containing compound metabolic process
Cellular component (GO): nucleus; cytoplasm
Molecular function (GO): 3'-5' exonuclease activity; nucleic acid binding
Source: RefSeq, a predicted model, not a curated record